AUGGGGGGGGCUGUAGUACUGAGCUCAGCUGGAACCCUUGAGGCCUGGACCGUUUAUAUCUUCUUUUCCACUCGGGGAGCCCUGGAGACUCAGCUUCCUACCCUAGGGCCCUGCCUGAGCAAGUUUGUUCCACUAACUGAACGAGCUGCUUCCCUGGAGUCUGGAGGCCAUGCUCCCCACUUCACACAGCAACCGGAGGACCUAGAAGUUGUCCUGGGGGAGGAGGCAACGCUCCCCUGUGCUCUCAGCGGCUACCAUGGCUUGGUUCAAUGGACAAAGGAUGGAUUAGCCCUAGGGGGUGAACGGGACCUGCCUGGGUGGUCCCGUUAUUGGAUAGUGGGAGACAGGACCAGUGGCCACCAUGAUCUGCACAUUGGGACAGCUGAACUUGGGGAUGAAGCAUCCUAUGAGUGUCAGGCCACCCAGGCUGCCCUUCGAUCCCGGCCUGCUCGGCUCCAAGUACUGGUUCCCCCACAAGCACCUGAGGUGCUAGGGGCCCCAACUGUGGCUCUGGUUGCUGGGGUUCCUGGGAACCUGACCUGCCGGACCCGAGGUGGAGCUCGCCCCAUUCCUGAGCUGCUCUGGUUUCGGGAUGGUGUCCGUCUGGAGGGAGCCAGUUACAGCCAGACCCUACUGGCCAGUGGGAUUCUGGGAACAGCUGAGAGCUCCCUCUCAAUCACCCCCACUGCCCGGGAUGAUGGUGCCUCCUUCAUCUGCCAGGCCCGAAGCCCAGCCCUGCCCAGGGGGAAAGACACUGAGGUCACCCUCAGCCUGCAGUAUCCCCCUGUGGUGACUCUGUCUUCCGAGCCACAGACAGUGCCUGAGGGUGGGAAGGUCACAUUUCUGUGCAGAGCAACAGCCCAUCCCCCAGUCACUGGCUACAGGUGGGCGAAAGGGGGAUCUGUGCUUCCUGGAGCUCGUGGGCCCCUUUUAGAGGCAAAAGCUGAUGCUUCCUUCCUGACUGAACCUGUGUCCUGUGAAGUGACCAAUGCUGUGGGCAGUACCAAUAGGAGCACAGCAUUGGAUGUGCAGUUCGGUCCCCUCCUCCUGUCUCCACCUGAGCCAGUGGCUGUGGAUGUGGGAGAAGAUGCCUCUUUCACCUGCACCUGGAAGGGAAACCCUCCCCCACAAGUGACGUGGACUCGCCGUGGGGGGACGAAGAUCCUGGGCUCGGGGCCCACGUUGCGUCUGGUGGCUGUGGGGCCCGGGGACGCCGGAUAUUACGAGUGUCAUGCAGAGCCGGGACCCUCAGGAGUGGGGGGCGGCAUAGGAGAGGCACCCCUGACUGUGCAUGGCCCCCCAGCAGUGACUGCCCUGAAUUCGUCCCCCGCUGCUCUGGGAGCCCCUGCCCGGCUAGAGUGUUUAGUGCUCGCAUCUCCAGCACCCGAUGCAGUGGUCUGGUCCUGGGGCGAGGGCGCACUCGCCUCGGGUUCUCGAGGCCGCUUCCUAGUAGAGACGUUCCCCGCCCCGGGGGCCACGGGGAGUGGGCGACGGGGACUGCUCUCGGUGCUGCACAUCUCGGGGACUCGGGAACCAGACUUCACCAGAGACUUCAACUGCAGCGCUCGCAACCGGCUGGGCGAGGCAGGAGCCCGGGCUGGGCUGACCCGCACUGACCCACUGCCCCUGGUGCGGAUCGUGGCCGGAGUGGCUGCAGCGGCUACUGCCUUACUACUACUGCUCAUCGCGGGGGGCGCCCACUGCUGCUGGCACCGAGGCCGAGGCUCCAGAGCAAAAAUCUCCAAGCGGGACAUACUGGUCCAAAUCACCAACAGCAAUGGUUGCAGCCCUCGGGCCCCCGAGGAAGAGGAGGAGGGGAGCCAGGAAGACCAGGUCCCCAGCAGCGAGUCCACCGGCACUUCCCACACCAAGCAGAGCGACUUCGCUGGAGAUGAGGAGGCGGGGCCUGAGUCCAAGGAUCCCACUAAUGGCUACUAUAAAGUUCGAGGUGUGAGUGUGAGCCAGGACCCUGGAGCUGCCCUGUUCUCCUCUUCAGCAUCCCCUGCCUUCCCUACCAGCCCUUCUGGGUUCUAUGAUCUUACCCCUCACUUGGCUGUAUUCCCCCCAGACCGAGGUGGUCUCUGUAGGCACCAGGACGGUUACCUCACCACUCCAUACACUCGUGCUUUCACCAGCUAUGUCAAAUCCACACCCUAUGGGACCCCUGACCCAGUUCCUGGGCCCCCUCCCUUUUCCUACACUAUCCUCCCUGUUCCUGGCCACCAUCGCCUUCAGACCCAUGUGUGACCUGCCCCUCAGACUGAUAGCUGGUCACCCACUCCAGCCAAUGGAAGGCCUUUGUAAAGUCUCCAGUCCUUUCUUGUGUGAUGAACUGGUCCAGUCGUUGAACUGCCAAGAUUUCCCCCUCAGCAUAGCGGCCCAAGUCUGGGAAUGGGGGGAGGGGGAAGAGGAGCAAGACCUUGAUGGACAUUUGGCCCAGCAAAUGGAAAAGGCCAAAGUGUAAACAUGCCUACACUUUAGAACUCAAAAGUGGCACAUGGGCUAGGGUGGGCUCCUUGGAAGGGGAAGUGUACAGGGUAGUGGCAAGGCCAGAAUCAAGGGCACACAGAUGUAGCAAAAAAGUCAUUCCUGGCCCAGGAAGCAGAUUCAUGACAGUGUGAGGACCAGGAACUGAUGGUCCUUCCUUGCCUGGUAGAUGCUCAGUCUCAUGGAAACUGUGCCAAGAUGGCUCCUGACACCAGAAAUCCAAGAUGGUGGACUUAAGGUGGCCACCUCAUCCUUCUGUAGGGAAGGAGGGAAUUUGGAGCACAUUUCUUAGGGUGACCCCAUUGCUGGGGCAAAUAUGCAUUUGAAAAUAUGGGGUGAAUGUUGGGGUUUGAAUAUUUAUGUUUAAUUAAAAAAAUGGAAAAAAG
Phascolarctos cinereus (koala) is the source of this 2873-nucleotide messenger RNA. NCBI's taxonomy places the organism in Eukaryota, Metazoa, Chordata, Mammalia, Diprotodontia, Phascolarctidae. The record is from RefSeq and is a predicted model, not a curated record.